GUGAUGUUCCCAUGCCUCUGACCAUGUGUCGUUCCCUGUUCUCGUCGGGAGCAUAGCCAGAGUCGUCAACACAGUGUCAUGGCCUCCCGACUGCGACCAUGAUCUCCUUUUCAGACAGCACCUUCCAGUCUAUCCUCUGUUGCUGCUGUUGCUGCUCAGUGCAGGGGAGACGAGUGACAACACGGAUCAGCCUAAGCAGAGAGGAAGAACUCUCAGAAAAGCAUUCCCAGCGUCAGAGGCAGUGGUUCUCCAAACUGAUGGGCAAGAGUCAAUCCAGCAGAGGUGGGGUGCAACCCUCAAAGCGUAGGCCACUGCCUCCCCUCCCGCAGGAGUUUACAGAAGAGAGAAUCCGGGUCAAGGCUCUUUAUGACUUCCUGCCUCGGGAGCCCUGUAAUUUGGCACUGAAGAGAGCAGAGGAAUAUCUGAUAUUGGAGAGGUGUGACCCUCACUGGUGGAGGGCCAGAGACCGCCUCGGGAAUGAAGGCUUAAUCCCAAGCAACUAUGUGACAGAAAACAGACUCACCAAUUUAGAAACAUAUGAAUGGUAUCAUAAGAACAUCACCAGAGACCAGACGGAACGCCUGCUGAGGCAAGAGGCUAAAGAAGGUGCAUUUAUCGUGAGAGAUUCGAGACAUUUGGGGUCUUACACAAUCUCUGUGUUUACAAGAGCUAGAAGGCAUACACAGUCUUCAAUAAAACAUUAUCAGAUUAAAAAGAAUGACUCAGGACAAUGGUACGUCACUGAAAGACACCUCUUUCCCUCGGUUCCCGAGUUGAUCCAGUAUCACCAGUACAAUGCAGCUGGUCUCAUGUCCCGUCUCCGCUAUCCCGUUGGGCUCCUGGGCAGCUGUUUACCAGCCACAUCUGGAUUUAGCUAUGAAAAGUGGGAAAUAGAUCCGUCUGAGUUGACUUUUGUCAAGGAGAUCGGAAGUGGUCAGUUUGGGGUAGUCUACUUGGGAGAGUGGAGAGCACGUAUCCGGGUCGCCAUCAAGGCCAUCAAUGAAGGCUCCAUGUCUGAAGAAGAUUUCAUUGAGGAAGCCAAGGUGAUGAUGAAGCUGUCACACUCGAGGUUAGUUCAACUUUAUGGGGUGUGCAUACAGCAGAAGCCCCUCUACAUAGUGACAGAGUUCAUGGAAAAUGGCUGCCUGCUCGACUAUCUCAGGGACAGAAAAGGGAAGCUUCCGAAGGCAUUGCUUUUGAGCAUGUGCCAGGACAUAUGUGAAGGGAUGGCGUACCUGGAGAAGAGCUGCUAUAUCCACAGGGAUCUGGCUGCCAGGAACUGUUUGGUCAGUUCUGCCUGCGUAGUGAAGAUCUCGGACUUUGGGAUGGCGAGGUACGUUUUGGACGAUGAAUAUAUCAGUUCUUCUGGAGCUAAGUUCCCAGUCAAGUGGUCCCCACCUGAAGUUUUUCAUUUCAACAAGUACAGUAGCAAGUCUGACGUCUGGUCAUUCGGAGUUUUAAUGUGGGAAGUUUUUACAGAAGGAAAAAUGCCCUUUGAGAAUAAGUCCAAUUUGCAAGUGGUGGAAGCCAUUUCUAAAGGUUUCCGGCUCUAUCGUCCUCACCUGGCCCCCAUGUCCAUAUACGGAGUUAUGUACAGUUGCUGGCAUGAGAGCCCUAAAGGCCGUCCGACAUUUGCUGAGUUGCUUCAGGUGCUCGCAGAGAUCGCGGAAACCUGGUGACCUAAAACGGAACGCCAGCCCACAGGAUCAUCUUGUAAAACUGUCACAAGGCGGCAUCAUGGGCGUCACUGCUGGGGAGUAUCUCCACGAGGGUUGUUGACUCUUGGCAAAGGAGCAAGGUCACAGGCUUGUCACACUGAUUUCAAUGCAAAAUGCUCCGAUGGUAGUCUUUGUACUGCUGUGAGAGAGACUUCUGAACUGCACUCCUCUCACGCACUCCACUUCAGCCUUCCGGAUGGCUUGCUCAUGAUAGGCACCCUCACGACCCUUAGAGUGACACAGACCCCUGGUUCUUCAUAAGGCUAAGGCGACUUCUUUCUUGGGCACUGACAUUUCUGUUUGGAGUGGUCCAUGCAGAGAGGGGGAAAAAUAGAUUCUGCCAACUCAUGGAAUAAAGAAACCUUCCCAACAGUUUCAUGUUUGGGCCUGUAUAAAUGUUUAUAGAAAACAUAGCUUUGGAAACCUAUGUGAACAUUCUGGAAAUGUCUUUUAUAAUCUUGCCGUAUGUUAUUUAAUAAACUCUUUUGAUUAUUGUGAGGUCUAA
Messenger RNA from Rattus rattus (black rat), 2223 nucleotides. RefSeq names its product TXK tyrosine kinase (gene Txk). Lineage: Eukaryota; Metazoa; Chordata; Mammalia; Rodentia; Muridae. The record is from RefSeq and is a predicted model, not a curated record. Gene Ontology annotation, molecular function: ATP binding; protein binding; non-membrane spanning protein tyrosine kinase activity. The transcript is spliced from 14 exons. Bases 99 to 1679 code for a protein of 526 amino acids. Gene Ontology annotation, biological process: T cell receptor signaling pathway; integrin-mediated signaling pathway; peptidyl-tyrosine autophosphorylation.